AGCGCAUUUCCUGCCUCCCUGGCCUGGCUGGAUGAGCCAGGAGCUCCCUACCGCUGCCGGCCAGACCCCAGCCUCCAUCGGCAGCCCGGACCGCGGCCGUCCACGGGAGCCCAGCAGCCCCUUCCCACUCGCCCCGCGGCCAGCGACGCCCUGCCCGGCCCUGCGCCCUGCGCCCGCUUCUUCUGACCACCUUGGCCGCCACCUCAGAAGGCUGGAGCAGGGACGCCGUCGCUCCGGCCGCCUGCUCCCUUCGGGUCCCCGCCUGAGCCCACGCCGGCCCCUGCUCCUGCCCGCGGCCCUGCCCCUGGACACCGGAUAAGGCCCAGCGAACGGACCCCCGGGCGCACAGCAUGGACCGCAGCACGCUCUGCCCGGCCGUGGCCCUGCUGCUGGCCGUCUGCAGCCUCAGCCCCACAAGUCUUGCAGAAGCAGUCCGUUGUGAUCUACAGCCUGUGGACAACGAGGUGACAUACAUCACAAGCCAGGUUCCUCGGGGCUGCGUGGCACAGGUCCCCAAUGCGACCGUGGAAGUUCACAUCCUCUCCUUGGAGUUCCCGAGAGCUCUGUCCCAGCUGGAUCUGACCGUCCAGGUGUCCGAGCAGAACGGCACCCGGGCCCGAGAGGUGCUCCUGGUCCUCGACCUAGACAAGACGGUCCACCUGCGGCUGCAGGCCCCCGGGAUCCCGCUCCAGCUGGCCUACAACCACCAGUAUGUGAUCGCCGACAUGCCCCAAGGAGUCAGCGCCGUGCCUCUGACGGCCGUCAAGGACCAGCUCCGCACCUGGGCAGAGUCAAAGGGAGCCAUCGCCUCUGUCGCUGAGCUGAACGACCCCAAGGGCGUCCUCCUCCGGCUGGACCCAGCCCCGAGGUCACCGUCCUCCUGCCGUCCCCAACCCAACAUGGACAUGGGCCACAGGCUCGAAUGGUGGCCGCACACGGAGGGCUUGGUCCGCGGCUGCGCCUUGGAGGGUGUGGCUGGUCACAAGGAGGCGCACAUCUUGAGGGUCCUGCCCGGCUCCGAGGCCAGGCCCCGGACAGUGACGGUGGAGGUGAAGCUGAGCUGCACUUCAGGGGAUCCUGACGCUGUGCUCAUCCUGCAGGGCCCACCCUACGUGUCCUGGCUCAUCGACGCCAACCACAACAUGAAGAUCAGGGCCACUGGUAACUACUCCAUCAAGAUCUUCCCAGGGAAGAGCUUCAGAGAAGAGCACCUCGUGCUCCCAGACACACCCCAAGGCCUGCUCGAGGAGGCCCAGAGGCUCAACGCCAGCAAGGUGGCGUCCUUCGUGGAGGUCCCUCUGGCCAGUGCCAUCUCGCUUCAGGCCAGCAGCUGCGGUGGGCCGCAGACCUCACCCACGCCUGUGCAGACCACGCCUCUCAAGGAGACCUGCAACGAGGAGCUGCUCAUGACCCUGCUCCAGCCGAACUGCUCCGAUGACACCAUGACUCUGGAACUCAAGAAAAACCUUAUGUGGUCUCUGAAGUGUGACAUCAGCAGCCUGACCUUCUUGGACCACCGCUGCCAGGCUGAGGACAGAGGCGACCAGCUUGUCUUGCACAGCGCCUACUCCAGCUGCGGCAUGAAAGUGACAGAAAGUGUGGUCAACAAUGAGGUGAUCGUCAGCCUCCUGUCAAGCUCGUCACCGCAGCGGAAAACAGUGCAGUGCAUCGACAUGAAGAGCCUCUCCUUCCAGCUGGGCCUCUACCUCACCCCGCAGUUCCUGCAGGCCUCCAACGCUAUUGAGCUGGGGCAGCAGGGCUUCGUGCAGGUGAGCAUGUCCCCGCCGACCCCCGAGAUCAUGCCCAAACUGGACAGCUGCCAGCUGGACUUGAAGCCUGAGGCGGACACCGUGGAACUCAUCCAGAACCAGGCAGCCAAGGGCAGCUGUGUGAGCCUGCUGGACGCCAGCCCCCAUGGUGUCAUGCGCUUCAGCUUCCUCCUCCGUGGCCACGGGGUGCCCACGCCCAAGGCUGGCACCCUCAGCUGCACCGUAGCCAUGCGUCUUCGGACUUCAUCCCUGGUCCGCAGGACCGUCUCUAUGCGCCUGAACAUCGUCAGCCCUGACAUGCCUGGCAAAACCCUCGUCCUGCCCGCUGUGCUGGGCAUCACCUUUGGCGCCUUCCUCAUCGGGGCCCUGCUCACCGCUGCGCUCUGGUAUAUCUACUCGCACACACGUCCCCCCAGCAAGCGGGAGCCCGUGGUGGCAGCGGCCGCCCCGGCCUCCUCAGAGAGCAGUAGCACCAACCACAGCAUCGGCAGCACCCAGAGCACCCCCUGCUCCACCAGCAGCAUGGCGUAGUGCCCAGCCUGGAGCCCCGGGGGCCACCCGGCCCACCCUUGCCCGGCCGGACAGACUGAGCAGCCACCAGCUGGGAACCACUGAUCAGGAACUCACCCCAGGAUCCCAACCCUUCCACUCGGCCAAGGAUGGACCCUGCCCGCUGCCUCUUUCUCAGAGGCCUGCUGCCAGCGGGGGCACCAGCUUGGAACACCUCGGGGUUCCCCCACCCCACCCUGCAGAACCUUCAAGCUCCGUGGGCCUGGGGUACGGCUGCCCAGGACCACAGAGAGACAGAGCGCUGCCCUAUAUGUCCACAUUGUUGUAGAAACCCAAGUCCCCGUUAUCCUGAACGGAUCCAGCCCUCGAUGACCUGGGCUGGGCAGGAGGUGAGAACUCAAAAGACUCUGCCCAGCCUCCUCCGUGACCAGCCCUAACCACCCGGAUCUGAUCCCCGCAGCACAGCUUUGGGCCGGCACAACUUUGGGGGGCAGGGGAACUGAAGCCUAGGAGUGCCCAGCCUGGGAACGGGGGAGCCUAGCUCCUUCCUGCAACUGUCACAUGGAGACCCCUCCCUCCUUGCCCAUCAGGAAGGCAGCAGAUAGGAGCGGCCAGGCUGCCUGACCUGGGCCCACCCCGAUAUACUCAUCACCAAUAAAUCAGACCAUGAAACCA
Myotis daubentonii (Daubenton's bat) is the source of this 2954-nucleotide messenger RNA. It is a transcript of the gene ENG, whose product is annotated as endoglin. Gene Ontology annotation, biological process: vasculogenesis. Lineage: Eukaryota; Metazoa; Chordata; Mammalia; Chiroptera; Vespertilionidae. The record is from RefSeq and is a predicted model, not a curated record.